This is a messenger RNA of Hymenoscyphus albidus, 4642 nucleotides long. Lineage: Eukaryota; Fungi; Ascomycota; Leotiomycetes; Helotiales; Helotiaceae. The record is from the annotation of a GenBank genome assembly.
CUCAGAUUGUUGUUGCUUUAGGGGUUCACCUUUCCACGCAUCCCUCCUCUCACAACUACUACACACUUUCGACACAUCGUUCUGAAAAUAGUGAUCAGAAAUUCGUUAUUAUACGCUUUUGAGUGAAGGCCUUCUGUUGGUGGCUUGUUGUGUGCGAUUUGGUUCAAGUUGUGGGUGAAGGGGGAAAAGUACCUAGCGACGCAACUCUCAACCUCAGCUUUGCGACUUUGCUCUGAACAAGCAACUCUAGCCGGCCACCCUCAACCUCAACACCUCCUACUGUGCACACUCUUGGAUCUGGCAACGAACCUCGCGCAAACUCUCAUUGUCUUUGCAGCCUUUCGCACAGCAGCAUGGCCUUCAACCUGGGCGCCAAAGGUGGCAUGCUGAUACCCGAUUCCCCCGCCGUCAAGAGACAGAAAACCAAUGGCGGAUACAACGAUUCGACUUCGAACUCGCCUGCAGUUACUAGAUAUAAUUCGGAGGAGGAUAGCGGCGAUGAUCUGCUCGCGGGAUAUGUUCCUGACACACCAAAGCGACCACAUGAGACGCAAGCAACUCAGAUAAUUGCGAAGGGUCUAACGAGUGCCUACGAGACUCAACCAACACAACUCCUCUCAAAGCCCACCUCUGCCUUUGAAACCCAACCUACUCAAAUCUUAGGAAGACCUCCAGUUUUUGAGACUCAACCGACACAAAUCCUUGAUCGUGUUGCGUCUUCACCUGCGACUCCAGCGAGUGUACAAGUCCCAGUCUCUUCACCAUUUACAGGUCGCGACCAACCUACACCGAAGCAGCCCACACCACAGCAAAAGCAGAAUGCUUCCGUCCCACCACCAAGAAGUCUGGCUUCUUCCAUGGCACCUGCCGGUACGGCAUAUAAACCACCUGCGGGUAUCAUUACCAAACCUACGCCAUUCUCAAUUGACCUGCUCGACUCGGACGAAGAUGAUGGACCAAAAUUCGCAGGAGGAGACUCGGAUAGCGAUGAUGGUAGAUUGGCCAAGGCGAAUAUCAAACCUUCAACAUUUGCACCGAGAAGUGUAGGCGAUGGUUCAUUUGGUUCAAUGAGUGGUAAUAGUGUCCGACCUGCUAGUGCUUUUUCGUCUAGAAGUAACCCCACUGUAUCGAGAGGAAAUGCCAAGUUCAAUGAGAUUGUCAAGAAUGCGGCUUAUAGACCUGGACAACAGAAUAGACCGGAUCGAGCUCGACCAAUUCUGGAUAUUAGUAUGAGGGAGAUCACAAAUGGCGAUAUUCGAGACAACAUUUACAGAAUCCGAGAAGUGUUCCCUAGUACCACUGUUCAUACUGCAAGAGAGGCUCUUUUAAAUUGCCGGGGUAAUCUUGACGACGCUAUGAAUAUGAUUGCGAAGGCAAGCGAGGAUGUACAGGUUAUUUCGGAUGAUGAGCUCUCUAGGCCCACGACUUUCCCACCAAAGCAAGAACCUCAAAUGAAGAGAGGACUGGACAUGCCAACCAAAUCGAUCAGAGACAAGUAUUCAUCGACGCAAGCCAUGAGUGCCCACAGACCAGGUCCAAGUACUCCAGUUGCCAAUCAGAAAAAGAGAAAACUCAUGAAGGGGCGCAAGAAUGUUACUCCUGGGGACCCAUCACCUGCCAAGCCAAUUACUGUGGAAGAUGAUGAAGAGGAACCGAUUGCUCUCGAUUAUGAGACUGAUGAUUCUGCAAUUGCUUCGGAAGAGGAAGAGGAUCCUGAACUUGAGGCUAGACUCUUGAAAUAUCUCAAUUCCUGCAGUGUCGAGGAACUUGUAGAGCUUACGAAUAUUACUACGGAGAGUUCAGAAAUGAUGGUUGCUGCUCGCCCUUUUAGAAGCCUGGACGCUGCAAGAGCAGUUGAGAAUUCGAAGCCCUUGAAAAACGGACGAAAAAGCACGAAAGCUCCUAUUGGUACUAAGAUUGUUGACACUGCCCAGGAUAUGUUUAGUGGUUACGAAGCAAUUGACAUUCUGGUUUCGAGAUGCGAGGCUCUUGGUAAACCACUUGCAGAGGAAAUGGCUACUUGGGGAUUUGAUGUUUUCGGUGCUUCCAAGGAUGGAGAGCUCGAAAUGACUUCACUUGAGGACGAGGAUGUACGCGACUCUGGUAUUGGAUCUCCUACUAGCACUGGAUCGCCCAAGGAUGAUGACGAGAUUCGAACUGCGACUCGAAAGCGAAGUCAUGCCAACUUUCUCAAGAAACCAAACAUGAUGGCCGAUGACUGCGUACUCAAAGAUUACCAAGUCGUUGGUCUGAAUUGGCUCGCAUUGAUGUACAGACGGAAGUUGAGUUGUAUUUUGGCUGAUGAAAUGGGUCUUGGAAAAACUUGUCAGGUUAUUGCGUUUUUGUCUCAUCUUGUGGAGAGUGGUAACCCUGGCCCUCAUUUGGUUGUUUGUCCUGGAUCUACUUUAGAGAAUUGGCUACGGGAGUGUAAUCGCUUUGCUCCGCAGCUUGUAGUUGAGCCUUAUCAUGGUAUGUAUUUCUUUUUUGUAUGAAGAUAUCAGGCUAACGAAACCCAGGUCUUCAGAAGGAACGGGUUGAGAUGGCUCAAGCUAUUUUGGACAAUCGUCGUGAAAUUAAUAUUGUAGUCACUACGUAUGAUAUGGCGCAGAAGAAAGAGGACAAUAAAUUCAUGAGACGCCUGAAUCCUGAUGUAAGCUUUCCAGCCUUUUCAUUAUCUUUUGGGCUCCUUCUGAUGUUAGCAGGUAUGCGUGUAUGAUGAGGGUCAUUACUUGAAGAAUGUCAAUUCCCUCAGAUACCAAGGUCUCGUCAAAAUCCCGGCGACAUUCAGACUUCUUCUUACUGGAACGCCACUUCAAAACAAUCUCCAAGAAUUGGCUGCAUUGUUAGCAUUCAUCAUGCCCACCGUUUUCCAGGAGCGAGCUGAAGACUUGAACUACAUCUUCAAGGCCAAGGCAAAGACUGGAGAUAAGGACCAUGCUGCUUUACUUUCAGCCCAGAGAAUCGCUCGAGCAAGAUCUAUGCUUACGCCUUUCGUUCUUCGUCGAAAGAAGGCUCAAGUCUUGAAGCAUCUCCCUUCCAAGACAUGCCGGGUAGAAUACGCAACCUUGCAUGAAACUCAAAGGAAGAUUUAUGAUGGGCAUAUCAACCAAGCUCGAGAGCGAGCUCGUCUUCGUGUUGAGGGCGCCAAGAUCCCAAAGAAUGCUAACGAUGAGAAUAAUCCUUUGAUGCAACUCCGAAAGGCCGCCAUCCACCCUAUGUUGUUUAGACGGCAUUUUACGAAUGAGAAGAUCGAAAAGAUGGCCGAUAUCUUACGUAAAAAGCUUCCGGGUGAUUUUCCUUCUGACAAGAACCACAAACGAGAGCAUCUGAUUGAAGAGAUGCGAUCAGGUUCCGACUUCUGGUUGCAUCGCUGGUGUUACGAUUUUGAAUGCAUUAGAAAAUUCGACGUCCCCGAUCUCGAAUGGAUGAAUUCCGGCAAGGUUGAAUCUAUGCUUAAGCUCGUCAAGCAAUACAAGGAAAACGGUGACCGCGUCCUUAUCUUCUCGCAAUUUGCACUGGUUCUUGAUAUUCUCGAAGCGGUCUUCAACUCGUCCCUUAUUGUCUUCACCCGUAUCGAUGGAUCAACUAAAAUCGACGAACGCCAAUCCCUUAUUGAUACCUUCCGCGAUGACGAGUCGAUUACCGUCUUCCUCCUUACCACUAAAGCGGGAGGCACGGGUAUCAAUCUUAUGUAUGCUAACAAGGUUAUUAUCUUUGAUGGCUCGUUCAAUCCGCAAGACGAUCGACAGGCGGAGAAUCGAGCGCAUCGUGUUGGUCAAACAAGAGAUGUUGAGGUUGUUCGACUAGUGACGAAGAAUACGGUUGAGGAGGCGAUCUAUGCGUUGGGACAGAGUAAGCUGGAGUUGGAUGGUAGAGUGGCAGGUGAUGAUGAGGCGGCUGCGGAGGUGGCGGGGGAGAAGGCUGUUAGUAAGAUGUUACUAGAGGGCAUUGGGCGCGAGGACGAAGAAGACAAGAAGCCCGACAAGGAUGUGAAGAAGGUAGAGGAGAAGAAAGAUGGGGAUGAGAAGGUCCAGGAGACGACGAAAAAGGGGGAGAAGGAGAAGCUUCCUGGACGGCAGAAGUCGAUUGUUGAUAUGAUGGCGGGUUCUUCUUCUUCUAGUCAAGGUCAAGCUAAAGGAAAGGAGAAAGCGGAUGAGGAUUCAAAAGGAGAUGCUUGUUUGAGAAGGCUUUGGAUGUAGUGGUGCAUGGUGCAUGGUGCAUGGAAUGGGAUGAACUUGGGCUGGGCUAGUCUAUUGUUGUGGAAAAGAGAUGAGAUGUGAUGAGAUGAGUCUUGUUUUUUUAAUAUCGUUCUUUUUCUUUUCUUUCUGAAAAAGAGAAAGUUGUGCGUUUGUUAGAUGGAUGGGUGGGAGUGGGGAAUUGGAGUCGUGGGCGUUGUCUUUCUGUCCUUUUUUCUUCUUUUUUUUUCCCUUUACGCGAUGAGGAAGCCACCUACAUAGUCGUGGGCGUUGUCUUUCUUUCUUUCCUUUUUUUCCCCCUUCAUUUACGCGAUGAGGAAGCUAUUUACAUCUACACUUACCCUUGUGUGGUUGUGGGUUGUGGGAUGAGGGUGUGGGUGUGGGUUCAUCUGAAUCUUCUCUUUCCCCUUCCUUGUGUUGCCCUCGUGUUGUGAGGGGUGGCUGGG